AUGCACCUCCACAUCGCCAUCUUGGACCUCGACGUCCCCGUCCCAACCGUCUACGCCGCGCGAGGCCUCUACAGCUCGCAACUCACCAAUCUCCUCAUCUCCGCCGCAGCACGUCUCUCCCAGUCGCAAGCCUUGCCCCCCGGUAAAGAAAUAACAUUAAGCACAUCGUCUUACGAUGUCAUCGGGGGUAUCUUCCCCCCGGCACAUCUCCUACGAGAGAGGGGUGGUUCUGGUAUAGACGGCAUCCUCCUAACCGGCUCCUCCACCUCAGCCUACCGCUCCGACCAACACCCCUGGAUUCCCUCUUUGCAGACUUUCCUGGCAGAUGUCUAUGUGAGCCACCCGCAUAUCAAAUUCUUCGGCUCGUGUUUCGGGCAUCAGAUGCUCGCGCGGACGCUAGUGCCGGGGUGUGAGGUUGAGGCUUGUCCGGCGGGUUAUGAGAUUGGUGUGCAUGCUAUUUCGCUAAAGGAGGAGUUUGUGGAGAGGAUUGGGCUUCCUUUUCUGCCACCAGCAGCAGCAGGGGAGGGUAAGAAGGAGAUGAAGCUGCAGUUUAUCCAUGGGGAUUGGGUUGUAUGUGAGACAGGGCUACCGGAUGACUGGGUGAAUGUUGGCUCGACGCCGCGGUGUCCUAUCCAGGGAUUAUAUCGUCCCGGACGGGUGUUGACUUUCCAGGGGCAUUUUGAGUUUGAUGUGUUUGUGAAUAGCGAGACAUGCCUGGAGUUUGGGAGGAGGUGGGAAAGGUAUGUGAGGGCGAUUGAGGCGCGUGAUGGGGAGGAUGAUGCGGAGGUUGCGGCGGAGAUGGUGGUCUGGUUCUUUGCGGGGGAGGAUAUGAGAGCUGCUGAGGUGAAGAUGAUGGAGGGAGGGCUGUUGACGCCUCCGUUGGAGUAG
Aspergillus novofumigatus IBT 16806 is the source of this 888-nucleotide messenger RNA. Its product is annotated as type 1 glutamine amidotransferase. Gene Ontology annotation, cellular component: nucleus; cytosol. Bases 1 to 888 code for a protein of 295 amino acids. Lineage: Eukaryota; Fungi; Ascomycota; Eurotiomycetes; Eurotiales; Aspergillaceae. The transcript has 2 exons. The record is from RefSeq and is a predicted model, not a curated record.